Messenger RNA from Aphanomyces astaci, 1556 nucleotides. RefSeq lists its product as hypothetical. The transcript has 4 exons. The record is from RefSeq and is a predicted model, not a curated record. Gene Ontology annotation, molecular function: protein binding. NCBI's taxonomy places the organism in Eukaryota, Oomycota, Saprolegniomycetes, Saprolegniales, Verrucalvaceae. Gene Ontology annotation, cellular component: nucleus; CAF-1 complex. Gene Ontology annotation, biological process: nucleosome assembly; DNA replication-dependent chromatin assembly. The annotation marks the transcript as partial.
AUGAAGGUCGACACGCCAGAGAUCCGAUGGCAUUACGGGCCGACGGGUCUGAACGAAGCCGUCCUGUCUAUCGACUACCUGAGGCGUCCAUCAUCAUCUCCAGAUGCGUCGGGCGAGCUCGUCGACACAAGCAGCUCCGGCUCGGUGAAUGGGACUGCGUCCGCCGGUAGUGCUACUCCACCAGUACUCCCGUCGGUGCUUGCCACGGGUGGCUCGGACAAGGAAGUCCGUCUGUGGAUCAUGCCAGUAGAUGGCCCGUUGCCCGUGUUCGUGUACACGUUGUCGGCUCACGAUCGCAGCGUCAACUGCGUCCGAUUCUCCCCGGACGGAUCGAUCCUUGCGUCCGCAAGCGACGACUCGACGAUCGUGUUAUGGAUGCGGCCAAAGCAUGUGUCAAAUGACGAUGCUUUAUGGGACUGGAGCACCGUCGCGAGCAACAGCGACGUCGGUCGCGUCCUCCUCGCGUGCGGCCACAAGGGCGACAUCACCGACCUGAGCUGGUCGCCCGACAGCCAGUACUUGUGCUCCGUGUCCGUCGACAACACGGCGUCCAUCUGGCACGUCCCGACGGCCAAGCUGGUCGAGAAACGGAAGGACCAUUCGCAGUUCGUCCAGGGCGUGGCAUGGGACCCCCUCAGCGAGUUCCUAGUGACCACUGGCAACGACCGCACCUCGCGCGUGUAUGCGUUGCACGGGUACCAUCCACCUCCUUCGUUUCACAGUUGUGGAGCAACUUCUCCAGCAACCCCCACACCAGCACCCGUCGUCUCCAAGAAGAAGAAGUGUCAGUUGCUACAUACCCUUCGAGCGCUUGGCCAGAAAGAUGCCGCCAAGCCUCCCUUAGCCGCCGCCCCAGUCGACGUCGUCAAGCCCCCGCCAAAGCAGCUCCUCUUCCACGACGACACGUUCCCAUCCUUCUCCCGUCGACCCGCGUGGACCCCCGACGGCACCUUCGUCCUCCUUCCCGCCGGUCUAACCGACGCGACGGCACACACGGCGUACGUGUACGCGCGCGGGAACCUCCACGAGCCGGCGUUCCACCUCCCCGGGCACGAUAAGGGCGUCCUCGCCAUUCGCUGCAGCCCGACAUUGUACUCCCUUCGACCCGCGGCCGCCUCCAACACGUUUGGCCUGCCUUACCGACUCGUGUUUGCAGUCGCCACGCUCACGUCUGUCGCCGUGUACGACUCCCAGCUAUCUCGGCCAAUCUGCGUCGUGGAUCGCGUGCAUUACGCUGAUCUGACGGACCUGAGCUGGUCGGCGGACGGCCGCGAGCUGGCGGCGUCGUCGCUGGACGGGUAUGUGAGUCUGAUCACGUUGUCAGACACGGACCUCGGCACACCGUUGCCCCCUCAUGACUUGGCCCAGCACUUGGCGAUCCAGCGGGGUACGAUGUCGCAGAAUCUGCCACGUGGACGGAAGAAGGCUGGUGCCCAGGGCCACGCGGUGGCGUCCCCGACCAAAUCCCCCGCCACACUCGCCGCCAAGAAAGCCAAAGCCGACGUCGGCGUGUCGUCCAUCUUGCACUUUACCAAAGUGAUUAUUCCCGAAAAUGA